Molecule: messenger RNA, 7463 nt
Organism: Caenorhabditis auriculariae
Lineage: Eukaryota; Metazoa; Nematoda; Chromadorea; Rhabditida; Rhabditidae
Source: the annotation of a GenBank genome assembly
AUGGAAGACUGUACGCCGCGAUUAGAGAUUGGAGAUGUGUGAGUUUCCCUAAUAUGUUAGUAACAGCUCUAUUUUUCAUUUCAAAAACGGUGUAGAGUUUUCAUAGCAAGUAAAAUUACUGAAAUAAUGUUUAUCAAAGUGGAAGGGAAAGUUUUUCAUGUUAACCAUAUGUGUAUGGAAGGCUCGUUCUAUAAAAUUAUUAUCCAGAAACAAUUAUAACGGUAUAGAUAUGUAUAAGUUUUUUUUUAAACUGAGAAGAGCUAGAAAAGUUGAUCGACUUUGUGACCAAGCUGAGUCCUUUACAAUGUUCCAGUUGAAUAAUUUCAUCUUUACAGAAAUGAAGAAUUUUUAUGCAUGUUGUGUUAUGGUUUCUACAGUUUUCAAAUUAAAUUAUGUUUCAAAACACCUUUUUUUGCAGAGUCACCGAUUACAAGAUAACAGAAAAACUGGACGAGGGCGGCUUCGGCCAAGUCUUCAAAGUGAGAAAUCUCUUACGCCGUCCAUUUUUUUUUCUUUGCAGGUAGUCUCGUUAAAAGAGCCCCAGUUGGGAUCCUUGGCUAUGAAAAUAGAAUCAACUGAGCAGGAAGGCGGAUCGGCGAUCAAAUUGGAGGUGAAAAGGGCCGAAAUUUCAGAUUCCACUACUGUUUUCAGAACGAAGUGAUGUCCUUGCUGAACCAACUCAAGUCCUAUCAUUUCCCCAUCAAAUAUCACGCCGCACGCAAGAAAAAGUUCUGCUAUAUCAUCAUGGAGUUGUUGGGACACAACUUGAAAGUUUAUUUUCGAGAAAAAGUUCUGAAAAAAAGACGCAAUUUCAGAAUCUACGUUUGCAGUCGCCUGGCGUUUUUGCAAGUCCAUCUACCUAUAGUCGGAUUGGAGUUCAGUGUUUGUAUGCGUGAGUCCAUCACUAAACGACUGAAGGAGACAAAAUCGUAGAAAUUUUAGAAUAAAGCAGCUUCACGAGCUCGGAUUCAUUCAUCGCGACGUGAAGGUAACGGACUCGACAAGGAAAAUUCUUUUUUUUUUUAGCCAGGGAAUUUUGUGAUCGGCGCUCAGUCUUCUAAAGAUCCUCUUCGCUCUCAUGUUGUUUUCUUACUUGAUUUCGGAAUCGCACGUCCUUAUGCAGUAAAGGUUUCUUUAUAUCCAGAUUGACUUGGGUGAAAAAUGCUUUGAGGACGCUUCGGGUGUUUUGAGAAUCCGCAAGCCACGGCCGAACGCCGAGUUUCGGGGGACGAUGCGUUACUGCUCUCCCAAUGCUCAUGAGCACAAAGAUCUUGUGAGUAUAGAGGGUCUAAGAGAAAGAUUCUUUACGAUUAAAUGAGAUUCUCAAUCCCCAAUAUAGGGUCGAAUCGAUGACGUCUGGGGCAUGAUGUACAUGAUGCUGGAGAUGCUCAAGCCAUUACCCUGGACUUCGAUAAUUGAACCUAUUGAGGUUCGCUAACCUUUCGAAUGUUCGGUUUCUGGUUUAAAAAUAGCAAUUGCAGAUCCAAGCCAUCAAAACACACAUGCUUGAUCUUCAACUUGUCUCAGGAGGGGGUUAUUGUUUACUUUUUUUUUAAUGAAAUGAACUUGUAAUCAGUUCCAAGAAACGUUCUAAUUAUUUCAGCCGAGCAUUUUUUGCCGAUUUUUGAGCAUUUGAGAAAGUCGAACUAUUACUCACGUCCCAAUUACUCGUAACUUUUAUCUCAUCCAGAUGGAAACUUCGAAAGUUUUUUUUCAAAGGAUGAUUUACGAUGUGUUCGCCAACAUAUACCGGCUGCACAGCGUAAAAAUGGACGAUCCUUAUGACUGGGAGACGGCAAAUCUCGAGAGCUACAUCCGCUGGGUAGGUUCAAGUCGAUGCUCAGCGAAUCCUUGAACUUACAGAAGGCUGUUAAAGAAUCUUCUCCAAAAUAUCCUUGGGAAGAUCCGGCGACGUUCUUUUGCGUGAGUUUUAUCGUUUUCAGAGCUAACUCAAAAAAAGAAAAAAUCUGAGAAGGAGCUUAGUCGAAAACUUGCUUUCUACAGAGUGAUGCUUAUCCAGAGAGAACUUCGAAAGAUAAAAACGCACUGGAAAAGCAGGGCGAAAUGGUGAGUUUUUCUCUUAAUUUCAUCAUCUCUUCAGUUAAGCCUCUCCAAUUCUCGCUCAACGAUGAAAGAGACUCGAAAAGAUUCAAAGGCAAAAACACGAAAAGGGCAUCGAAACCUUCGGUCAACGCCGACUGCAAGACUCAAAAGACCGACGGAGUGAGUCUGAGUGGAGUUUUGAUCGGAAAAAUGUUGACUUUCUGAUCAUCCGUCCGAAAAUUUUCAGAGUUUUACAACUCCAUAUGAAUAAAAUUGAAUGAAGAUGGGAGUUCAAUAAAUCUACGUUUCGGCUAUAAAAAUUAGACGGACUAUCGUCACAAGUUUCCCUCUUACUCAAGAAAUAGCUCGCGCCCAGAAAAAUGCGAGACAGGCGUGAGAAAAAAAAGCGAGAUGUGUGCGAGCUCGUCAAUGUACCGCCAGCGUCUCGCGUUUAUCUCGGCAGUUAUUCUUAGUGUAUACAGGAGAAAUCAUCCAUAUAUCUAUCGGCGUGAAAAAUAUUAAAAUCUCAAAUCUGAACUCCUUCCGUGUUCAAAAUGAUUCCGCGAAAUGCAAAAUAGCCGUCAGAGAAAGAAAUAAGAUAAAUGAGUUUUGGAGAGUCAGAGAUAAUUUUGCAUUCCGUGGAAGUUUCUUUGAAUACAGCAUCAAAGUUGUAGCAGACAGAAGCUCCCGGUUCCAAGGAGAUAGAAGACUUUGGUGACAAGAAGUCUUCCUUCGUGCAAAAAUCAGAUAAGGUCACACCUUUUCAUGCUUUUUGGUCUGACAACUAAACUUCAGGUGAAGGAGAAAAAUAGCCGAGUGUCGAAGGAAAAUAAGCGCGCCGGAACUCCAAACAAGGCGGAGAUGAAGUCGAAGCGGAACGAGGUUCCUAACAAGGGCGAAAUCAAACCCAAAGCGUCCGCUACGGUCCGUCGUGUUUUUGAAAUUAAGAGAAAACGUUUUUGAUUUUGUUUCUAACUGCACCCUCUCUUUUUCAUCUUCAAAAGGUUUUUAUUGAAAAUCUUGACAAAAUUGAUAGAGAAAACACUAUUUAAAAUAACGAUUCACUCGACAUUACAAAAAAAGGGGAAAAUUUGAACAAUUUUUUCCGUUUUAAAAAACUUUCAAAUUUUCCAUAGUUGGCGUUUCCAGGUUGAACAUCCAUUCUUUCAGGUUCUUGCUCUUCCGCCUUCUCAGUUGCCAGCUAUGAAAUCUCAAAUUACCCAAUCGAAGAAAAAUUUCGCGACUCCCCCAAGCCUCGAAACAAACACAAAAAGUUUGUUUUAUGAAAAAAAAAAAAGUAAAUAAGCAUAUCAUAAUUAAAAUCUGAGGGGAAUGUCUGAAUUGACGUGAAAAUCCAACUUUUGAUGUGAAUCAUAUUUGCCAAAAAAAUGAAAAAAAAAAAUCGGGUUUGUUUGCGUUCUCUUUUCUAAACUUCAGAACGGUUUGUAGAAAAAAAGAGCACAUAAAAACAGACAUUUUUUAUAGAAUUAGAAAAUUGAAGCGAAUUCAGAAGGAAAAAAGCCAUCGGAUUGUCACAAAAGGACUUAUCGUGUGGUGCCAAAGAAAACUGACGCCUCUCUUCACGUUCCCCCGAAAUAAACAUUCAUCUAUUUUCGCUGAUUUGAAUUUACUGAAUCUAUAAAAGACUUCCGUAUAAAUCAACGCGGUCGUCGUGCUACGGCAGUUUAGAAAGGUUUCUCGGUUUUAAAAUAGAGACUCGUGUAAUUUUUUGAACUUGAUCUUGUUACCUCAAAAGAUGGGUUCUAGAGAUUUUGUAGAAAAGGGAAAAAGAAUUGCUGAAUUGACUGGGCCCGUAUUGAACGUUAGUCUUACUAGGAAACUACGCGAACUCGUAAUCGCGGAUCGAGUUCAAAGUUUGGUGGUUUAUAGACCCAAGUCAGAAAACUUGAAAACAAGAGAGAAUAUCUGCUGAACCCGAUAGAGAACUGAGAAAAAUUUUGUAGAAAAUGUGCAGAUUAGGUCGGAAAGUUUUCAGAAUACUGCUUUUUACCUUAUUUUAUAUUUUAAUCCAUUCGUCUUGAUCCGGCUAUAAUAAAAACUUAACAACUUUUUUCCAGCCAAAAGAAGGAAAAAGCAAAAAUUGAUAAUUUUCAAGCCUAAACUGUUUAUUUUCAAAAAGCUUUUUCUCAGAAGCCUAUGGGGUUUAGCAGAUAACCUCUCUUGUUUCCAAGUACUCUUACCCGGGUCUAUAAGCCACCAAAGUUUCAACUCGAAACGCGUACCCGAGUCCGAGUAGUUCCCUAGUUAGUACUGUUUUAAAAAUUUUUUUACUUUGGAGAGUUAUGAAAUGGAAUAAAAAGAACUCUCUUCAAAUGUGAGAAACUAAUUUCAUAAUUUUGUCCUCCGGUAAAGUUCAAAACGUGACAGAUUUUGCUGAUAAGAAAGUGGCUAUCGAAGUUAUUUCAAGGUCUGUCUGUCUGGUAGGUGGCGAGGGACAAAGGAGAUGUCGCUUCAGGAAAGUAUCCCAAUGACUCUAGUCGAAAUCGGCGAUGUGUAUGGCUUUCCGUAGAAAGUGCGAAGCAUAGCAACCUUUUCCAGAGUUCAUGAAUACAAAAUAACAGAAAAAUUGGACGAAGGUGGUUUCGGACAAGUUUUCAAGGUAAGGACACCUAAUCUAAGCAUCAAUUACCGUUAACAGGUCGUGUCUUUGAGAGAGCCUCAGCUGGGUUCAAUGGCAAUGAAAGUAGAGUCAAAUCAAAUUGAAGGGGGGUCCGCCAUUAAACUCGAGGUUUUCAAAGAAGUUCUUGAUAUUUGUUUUUCCAUUUGCGGCAGAACGAAGUGAUGACUCUGUUAAACGCUUUGAAUUCGUACCACUUUCCUGUGAAAUAUCACGCCGGAAGGAAGAAACAUUAUAGCUACAUCAUCAUGGAGCUUUUAGGGCACAAUCUGAAGGUUGUUUUCCUCUUUUGGAAAAGAACAGUAGAAUUUCUCUUAGAAUUUACGGUUGCAAUCACCAGAAGAAAUCUCCAGUCCGUCCACUUACAGUCGAAUUGGCGUCCAGUGUUUGUUCGCGUGAGUUUUUUGGGUCUCUUCGGACGAAAUGGGGUCACUUUCAGGAUAAAACAGCUUCACGAGAUCGGCUUCGUUCACCGCGAUAUCAAGGUUAGAAUGGAAAAUUAAAAUCCUAAUGAAAUUCUGAAGCCUGGAAACUUUGUGGUUGGCUGCUCUUCCCCAAAGGAUCCACUGCGCUCUCACGUCAUCUUUUUGCUUGAUUUUGGACUGUCCAGAACAUACGCCACCAAGGUUAUUUACUAAUACUGUAAUUGAAAAUUUCUGUCCUUUUUCGUGGAAGAAGAGAUAUAUUUUCCCAGAAGAUGGUUCUCGAUCGAAUCGAUUUCCUCUUUUCACGGCUGCCGUUACUUAUAUGAAAAAAACUAGCCUUGAAAGUCUUCACUGAAUUUCUAGGACACUCUUGGACUCUUUAAAAUUCGCUUGGCCCGACCGACUGUGGAAUUCCGGGGAACAAUGCGUUACUGUUCACCCAAUGCUCACGAACAAAAGGAACUCGUGAGUUUCAAUAGUGAACGGGAAAUGGAUCUUGUAUCAGUAUACAGUUUAUAUUUAAAAUUUAAUUUCUGGAAGUUUGACUAUAAAUGACUGGUUAAUAAUAAUUUAUUAACAGAUCAGCGUGAACCCUAACGAGUUCACUUGGAUCUAGAAUUUGUGAAGAUACAUUAUACAGUUAUACAUCAUUGAGUCGUGGAGGAAUAGACAAGAAGAUCUCGUGCAAUGGUAGAUUGACCAGUAAAUUUUUUAAAGACUUGGAGUGGUGGCUGAAUUGAAAUUUGGAAGUGAGUUUGUUCCAAGUAGGAAAUGUUUUAAAGAAAAAAUCAUUAGAAAACUGACCUUGAGAACGCAGUCGAAGUGGAUUUCGCCUUAAAUUGGACCUGAGGGCAAAAAGUUCAAAGUGGGGAAAAUGAUCGAUACCGAAGACAAUUUUAUGAAGGGUCAGAAUGUCAGAUAUAGCGGUUGAGCUUCUUCUCUAGCUUUUUCCAGUGGUUUGAUCUGAAAUUCAUGCUUCAUAGGGUCGGGUCGACGAUAUUUGGAGUCUAAUGUAUAUGAUGGUGGAAAUGCUCAAGCAUCUUCCUUGGGAAAAGGCGAUGGAGCCGUGUGUGGUUAGUAUAUCCUUCUGUUAGAAAUACACUGUGAACUAACAGGUGCAACAAAUGAAAACAAUGCCUGACAGUUGGCUUUUGGAAGGAGGAGGUACCGCUUUUUUUUGCGAUUCACCGUUUCAUUACUUUCUAGCCGAGCAUUUUUUGCCGAUAUUCAACCAUUUGCGGAGUUCCAAUUACUACUCACGCCCCAAUUAUUCGUGAGUUCGGACUGAUGAUAUAAUCGAAUCGUUCCAAAUAACCAUUUUAAGAAUGAUCUACGAUGUAUUUUCCAACAUCUACAGGGUGCACAACGUGAAUUUGGAAGACCCUUAUGACUGGGAGACGGCCAAUCUCGAGAGCUACAUCCGCUGGGUAGGUUCAAGUUGAUGCUCAGCGAAUCCUUGGACUUACAGAAAACGGCCAGAGCGUCCGCGGCAACGCGAUAUCCAUGGGAAGAGCCUGCAGAUUUUUUCCGAGUCAGUUAUUUUUGCUUCGAAGUCAUUUGUAAACAGCUCUUAUUCAAAUGACAGUUUGAUUCAAUCAUUUUUCCAUCAAAAAAGAAAAUUCACCUAUCGCGGUUUAUUGACUCAAAUUGCACGUUCAAAAAAUCAUUAUCAAAAAUAUCAAAGUUUCACAGCUCUCCUUUCAGAGCGACGCUUAUCCUUCGGAUUUAUCAACUGUUCUGGAAGGUUCAACCCCUAGCGUAAUCUUUUUUAUCAGAAAAAAAGGAACCGGGAAUUUUCAGAACGACCCCGACAGAGCUGAGAAAAUAAUAAAGGAGGAUCUGGUAACAUAAAUUUUUUUUUUUCGAUAGUUCGAAAACUUGAAUUUUGCACUUACUUUGAUGUACCAGCCCGGCAAAAGGAGAACCUUCGAUCAUGCCUCCGCGUGGGCGAAGGUUCAUCAGUUUAUGGCUUGAGCUGGUCCCGCGCAUCCCCUCUUUCUCUCUCCUGAACUCCUGCGUGCCUUUUAUUUCCCUGUUGUCAUGCAACUGACACACCCACACAGGAAGGUCCAAUACGGAAACGUAGAAAAUUGUAUCUGGAGGGAGUUCCUAGUCUCUAAAAGCGGGUGUUUGGAAUAUUAACUUUAAAAGUUUCCUGCGAAAAAAUUUUCAUGAAAAUUGUUAUUUCAGAAAUUGAGAAGUGCUGCGGUGAAUAAGGUCUCUUUAUUUCUGAAAGCUGUUGCGAGACUCAUUAAUUUCAGCCUCAACCCGAUGUACUCCCAAAAGAAGACAAACAGAAAGCUGGCAAAAAGGUGAGACCGCAGCGCGUCCGGUCCACGCGUCGCGGUUUAGGUUGA